CCGGCACGUAUACAUCUUGCCCUGCUCUCUCAUUCUCUCUUCAUCGAACGCCAAAUCGCUUCCCACCAUGCGCCAGCAAUCGCAAGAGAUAUACAGUAUGUGGGUGGAGGGCAAGGAAGUAGCGGGCAACGCGGAACAAAUUGCGAUUAAGGAUCCUGCAACCGGAGAAAUCAUCGCUAGUUGCCAUGCUGCGUCUACUAAGGAUGUCGAAAAUGCUGUGAAGAUUGCGGAGAAAGCUUUCAGAUCUGGCGUAUGGUCAAAAGCUCCGCGCCAUGUGCGGGCAGACAUUCUAGAGAACAUUGCUGAACUCCUCACAAAGCGCAUGGCGUUCCUGAUCGAACUUGAAGUACAACAGACUGGACGAGCAAUCCGAGAGAUGAAUGCCCAGGUGCCGACUCUCGUAAAGUGGUUCAAGUACUACGCCUCGCUUAUCAGGAUCGAGGAGCGGUCCGUCCUACCGACAAUUGGCAAGCUCCACAACUGGAUCGACCGCAAACCUCUCGGUGUUGUUGCGCAGAUCACGCCUUUCAAUCACCCUAUGCUCAUUGCUGUUAAGAAGAUUGCGCCCGCCUUGGCUGCUGGCAACUCGAUCGUUCUGAAGCCAAGUGAGCUCACGCCACUUACCAGCAUCGAGUUGGGAAAAUUGUUCAAGGAUGCAGGUCUACCGGAUGGUGUUUUCAACGUACUUCCUGGCGAUGGUAUGACCACUGGCAAGGCGCUUGUUGAACAUCCACUCAUCAAGAAGGUCGAUGUCACCGGCGGAACUCCUGCUGGUAGAGCCAUUGGUGCGAUUGCGGGUCGAAACCUUGCUGCUUACACCGCUGAGCUGGGUGGCAAAGCCCCUUUGUUGAUCUUCGAGCAAGCGCACCUUGACCUCGCUGUAAAUGGCGUUGUGUUUGCAAGUUUCAUCGCAAGCGGUCAGACCUGUGUAGCAGCAACACGCAUUAUCGUGCAGAACAGCAUCCUCGAUCAAAUGGUGGAAAAGUUGAAGAGCAAAGUGCAGAGUAUCGAGAAAAGAAUGGGAUCACCGAAGAACGUGCACUCAAUGAUGGGACCUCUGAUCUCUGCAAAGCAGCUGGUCAAUGUUACUACCCUAGUUGAUGAUGCUGUGAAAGCUGGUGUCGAUGUGGUCACAGGCGGUCAGAGGAUGAUAGGAACUUCUUCACUUGACAGCACCGACUUUUCUAAGGGCUACUUCUUCCCGCCUACCAUAUUGAAAGAUAGCGCAACGCAGAAGAUCGUCGAUACAAGAAUCUGGAAAGAGGAAGCAUUUGGACCCGUCAUCGUAAUUGUUGGCUUUGACAAAGAAGAGGAAGCUCUUGAGCUUGCUAACGACAGCGAGUUCGGCCUUGGCGCUGCGGUCUGGACGCAGGAUCUGUCACAAGCCUUCAGAGUCACCGAAGGUAUCGAAAGCGGCAUCUGCUGGGUCAACACACAUCACCGCAACGAUCCUAGUAGUCCGUGGGGUGGCAUCAAGAGCUCGGGUGUGGGAAGUGAGAAUGGCAUCGAUGCAUAUCAUGCAUACACCUCGGCGAAAUCUACCAUCGUCAACUACGCCACAGCAGAAGAAGGGUUGAUAAGCGACGACUGGUUCAGAGAGGGUACUGGUGAAGUCCGGUAUGGUUGAGCUGCCAUAGUGCUGCACAAGAUAAAAUGUGAUACGGUGCCGAAAGAGAUUGAGUCCAUCGUCUCCCGAUUUGCAAGGUCAAGUAGUGUGUCAAUGUCUUAGGUUCCAAAUUCGUGAACUUGCAACACGCAAAGUUGUGCUAUGCACCCCUCUGUACUAAAGAAUAGCACGAAGGAGAAGUUAGUAACAUUGCUAGAGAACCGUAACAGCAAAUAUGAUAUGUUUAAGCUUCAGCAGGAAGGUAAA
Didymella exigua CBS 183.55 is the source of this 1873-nucleotide messenger RNA. RefSeq names its product betaine aldehyde dehydrogenase. Gene Ontology annotation, molecular function: aldehyde dehydrogenase (NAD+) activity. The coding region runs from base 68 to 1627 and encodes 519 amino acids. The transcript has 2 exons. The record is from RefSeq and is a predicted model, not a curated record. NCBI's taxonomy places the organism in Eukaryota, Fungi, Ascomycota, Dothideomycetes, Pleosporales, Didymellaceae.